AUGACAGACCGCACCGGCGGCCCCGCGGCCCCGCACUACGCCCACCGCGAGCGCCCCGAGGGCUACGACGAGGACGCAGAGGCGCCCUCCGACGGCGAGGACGUCGCCGCCCUCCUCGCGCGCGCCGGCGGGCCCGGCCACCCGCACGACGAGGACGAGGAGGCCCGCAUGGCCCGCCAGGAUUUCGUCCUCGCACGCAAGCUCCGCCUCAGGGCCGAGGGCAUCGAGAAGGUCGUCGCGAGCAUGCUCGAGCAGCCCCCGCAGGACCACCCCUUUCCCGACGACGAGCCCCUCCUGCCCCCCGCCCCGACGUCCCCGCGCCAGCCCCUCGUCCCCCACGUCCCGACCAGCCCCGUCAUCUCCACCGCCUCGGCCGCCGCCCUCGCCGCCGCCGUGGCCGCGACCUCCUACGCAUCCGCGACCGCCCUGCCCCCGACCGCCCCCGCGCACGCGCACACGCUGCCGAACGGCGUGCGCCUCCGCCUCGCCCUCGCGACGGUGCUCAACGACCUCUUCGCGCGCCAGGCGCCCAUCCCGCGCCACCUCCACGUCGCCGCCGCGUCCCGCAGCAGCACAUCGUCCACAGCCAGUGGUGGUGGUGGCGGCGGCGGCGGCUCGCCCGCGAUGCAGGCCCAGAUCCCGCGGGCCGCGCUCCCGCCCUCGCUCCUCCCGCUGUCAACCAUCCAGUACACCUCCUACGCGCCCCCCUCGCCGAGCCCGCGCACGCGCGACAUGUUCCUCGCCGGCGCGGACCCGAGCACCGCCAACUCGCCCCCGUCGCUCCGCUGCCCGCGCCACCUGCACACCGGCUGCGACAUCUGCGUCGAGGCGAAGGACAAGGCGCCUGCGCGCCCCCGCGGCGGGACUGUCGCCGCCGCCGCCAGCGCCGCGGGAAAGGCGGCGGUGGGCGGCGGCGUGCCGCAGGGCGGGGGCCUCACAGGCUUCAAGGACGGGAGCGGGGUCGGGUCGGGGCUGGCGCGGCCCGGGCCGAGGGGGAGCGUGUUGAGGCGACAGGAGGGCAAGACGACGGGGACGGGGAACACGCGGUUAUCGGAGCUCAUCGCGCGCUUCGUGCGGCUGUCUGCGCUCGUGAGCCUCGAGCUCGGGCGCGAGGCCGGCGUCGGGGUCAGCAGCGGCUACGACGACGCGAGCGACGAAGCGCAGGGACACGGACAGGGGCGCGAGGCCGGUAGCGCCGCCAAGGGCGCGUACGCGCGCGCGCUGCGGCCUGCCCGGGAGUGGUACAUGCUGCUCGCGGGCCUGCUCACGCGCGCGGUGCUCGAGGGGUACCUCAGCGCGGGGUGGCGGCAGCUCGCGCCGGUGCAGGUGCUCAUGGGCGUCGGGCUCGGGCUCGGCGACGCGGGCGCGGGCGCGGGCAUGGACAUGGGCGGAGCCGGGGCGGGCGGCGCGGACGAGUUUGCGGGGUUCGACCCGGAUGAGCUGCCGGAUCUGGAGGAGGCGGUGCGCGUGCUGUUUCCGGCGCUGCGGGCGCAUGCAGAGGCGGUCGCGGCGGGGGGCGGGGCGGGGACGUGUCCGCGGCGGGAGGGCGGGGAGGCGGAGUAUGAGCGGGAGAUGAUGGCGCGCCUGGCGAGGUUCUUCGACGUGCCGGCAGGCACGCCCGACCUCUCGACGCACAUGGAGGACCUGGCGUGGCAGUACCCCGCGGAGCCCGUCGAGCGCGCCGCGCUCCGCUUCUGCGAGGCGAUCGCGAAGUGGCGCGGCAGGCCCGAGCUCGAGACCUACAAGGAACGCCCGCCGGGCUACACGCCUGCGCCCCCUGGCCCGCACGGGCACGGGCAGGCGGAGGCGGAGGCUGCGGCUUCGGGCGCGGGCGCGAGAGGC
This is a messenger RNA of Heterobasidion irregulare TC 32-1, 1842 nucleotides long. RefSeq lists its product as uncharacterized. The record is from RefSeq and is a predicted model, not a curated record. The annotation marks the transcript as partial. NCBI's taxonomy places the organism in Eukaryota, Fungi, Basidiomycota, Agaricomycetes, Russulales, Bondarzewiaceae. The transcript is spliced from 5 exons.